Molecule: messenger RNA, 1551 nt
Organism: Malurus melanocephalus (red-backed fairy wren)
Lineage: Eukaryota; Metazoa; Chordata; Aves; Passeriformes; Maluridae
Gene: LRRC3
Product: leucine rich repeat containing 3
Exons: 2
Coding region: 90-956 (288 amino acids)
Molecular function (GO): protein binding
Source: RefSeq, a predicted model, not a curated record
GCAACAGCAACAGCAACAGGUGGGGCCGAGCGCCCGGAGCCGGAGCUGCAGCGAAGGAGCCGCCCUGGCCGAGCCGCUUCCCUUCGGCCAUGGGAGAGGCCUGGCGGGCACACCGAGGGGCCGCCCCGCUGCCCAGGAGCUGCUGCCACUCCCGGGGAGCCGCCAGAGGCCAUGCUGAGCUGGCCGGCCGCAAGAUGACCCUGAGCACCACCACCCCAGCCACCAGCGUGGGCCAGGCUUUCUUCUGCCUCCUGCUCUGCAUCCCCUGGGGCAGCUCCUGCCCCCGCAGCUGCCAGUGCACGGAGCGGGCCGGGGCCAAGGCUGUCCUCUGCAGCUCGCGGCACCUGGAGGAGAUCCCCAAGGACAUCCCCAGGGACGCGGUGUUCCUCAAGCUGGACGCCAACAGCAUCACCAGGAUCCCCGGCAACGCCUUCAGGCACCUGUCCCACCUGCAGGAGAUCGACCUGUCCCGGAACGCCAUCGAGAAGAUCGACGGCGCGGCUUUCCGAGGGGUGGCGGCGGGGCUGCGGAGCCUCGACCUCUCCGGGAACCGCAUCCGCAGCAUCCCCAAGGAAGCUCUGCUGGCGCUGAACGCCAAGCUGCGGCUGGCCAACAACCCCUGGCACUGCGAGUGCGCGCUGCAGGAGGUGCUGUGGGAGGCGCGSCUGGACCCCGACUCGGUGCGGGACAUCACCUGCCACACGGCCCCGCGGGACGAGUACGUGGGCAAACCGCUGCUGCAGGUGCUGGACGCGGGCGUCAACUUCUGCAGCGUGCGCCAGAGGAGCACGGACGUGGCCGUGUUGGUGGCCAUGUUCGGCUGGUUCGCCAUGGUCAUCGUCUACGUGGUGUGCUAUGUCCGGCACAACCGCGAGGAUUCGUGCAAGCACGGCCRGCAGCCCAGGGCACUGCCCGCAGCCCCGGGCCGCGCAGACACCGCCAGCACCGCCCUGUAGCUGCAGCUUCCAGUGCCCAUGGGCACCUGUGGGCAGCACAGCUUCUUCGGACAAAUGCCACCCGUGUCCUUGCUCCGGUGACACGGGACUGAGCGGGAGCAGGAGGCAAGGGAGAGGGGUGACAGGGACACCCUGCAGACAUGGCCCUGGGGACACACGGCCCCAGCCAGACCAGAGCUGGGCUCGCAGGGAGGGCACAGCCACAUGCUGGUGAUUUGGUGAGAGCAGAUCUCCCUCCCUGGCAGGGGGAGAUGGGCUGUGGGGACAGGAGGGCCCUAUGGUCACUGCAGAGGGGUCAGCCCGUGCUGGCUGCAGUGAGGGACCAGCCUUGCAGAGGGCAGAACACCCCUCAAGGCUCUGGAGCUAUCCUGGCAGCCUCUGCCUGCCUCCAGCAACCCCAAAAGAGGACUUCAAAACCUCCAAAAUCUUUAUUUCCUCAAUAAAGCCCUGCACUUAGGAAAAGCCCUCAAGGUUUGUGCUGCUCUGGGAGCUGAGUGUCCAGGGAGGGUGGUGGUGCUCAGGGGGGUUUGAGCUUGUCCUAAUUCAAUCUCUCCCAAAGCAGACCAGCCCAAAUUCAAUGUACCAGCAUGGCUCC